This is a messenger RNA of Medicago truncatula (barrel medic), 1660 nucleotides long. RefSeq names its product N-acetyl-D-glucosamine kinase. The coding region runs from base 194 to 1300 and encodes 368 amino acids. NCBI's taxonomy places the organism in Eukaryota, Viridiplantae, Streptophyta, Magnoliopsida, Fabales, Fabaceae. The record is from RefSeq and is a predicted model, not a curated record. The transcript has 7 exons.
GUGUUAUAACUCUUGGAAAAAAAAAAUCCCAAUCUUUAUCUCUCGGAAGAAAAAGAGAUUGAGACAGUGGUUGUUACAUACAUAUUUAUUCAAUUUAAAAUUCGUAAAAAUUUAGUCUUUUUCUCAUUGUUCCAUAUCCUUGUCCUUUCUUCUCCGUCAACAUUGAUUUUUCUCUUCAAAAUUCAAAUAUCUUAUGAUGCCGGAGAAGGGGCAAUUGAUUCUUGAUUCGGAGAUGAAGAGGUAUAGGAAUGGUGAAACAUGGGAAUUUGAGAAUGACAUUAACAAUGUUUCUGUCUCAGAUGGUGUUUUAUUGGGUUUAGAUGGUGGAACAACCUCAACUGUUUGUAUUUGUAUGCCUAUGAUCAUUCAUUUUUCUCAUUCUCAGCUUCAAUCUCUUCCUAUUCUUUCAAGGGCUGUUGCUGGUUGUUCUAAUCAUAAUAGUGUUGGAGAAAUUGCUGCAAGGGAAACAUUAGAGCAAGUUAUGGCAGAUGCGCUUUCAAAGUGUGGUUCAAAACGAUCUUCCGUCCGAGCUGUAUGUUUGGCUGUAUCCGGUGUUAACCAUCCAACAGAUCAACAAAGAAUUCUCAGUUGGCUUAGGGAUAUAUUUCCAAGUAAUGUGAGGUUAUAUGUUCAGAAUGAUGCUGUUGCUGCUCUUGCAAGUGGAACAAUUGGCAAACUUCAUGGAUGUGUAUUAAUUGCUGGCACAGGAACCAUUGCAUAUGGAUUUACUGAAGAUGGAAGAGAAGCAAGGGCUGCAGGCGCAGGACCUGUCUUAGGUGACUGGGGCAGUGGAUAUGGAAUAUCUGCGCAGGCACUAACUGCGGUAAUAGAAGCGCAUGAUGGUCGUGGUCCAAGUACAAUGCUGACGAGUAGUAUUUUACAAACGCUUGGUCUUUCUUCUGCAGAAGAAUUGAUUGGGUGGACUUACGCAGAUCCAUCUUGGGCCCGCAUUGCAGCACUCGUUCCAGUUGUAGUAUCCUGUGCAGAGGCUGGCGAUGAGGUUGCAAAUAAGAUCUUGCUAAAAUCGGCACAAGAAUUGGCUUCAAGUGUUAAAGCUGUUGUAGGGAGACUUGGAUUGUGCGGUCAAGAUGAAAAAGGCGCUUUUCCGCUUGUCAUGGUUGGUGGUGUUCUUGAAGCAAACACAAAGUGGGAUGUAGGGAAAGAAGUAAUAAAAUGCAUUUCCAAAUACUUUCCCAGGGUGCUUCCCAUUAGACCUAAGGUAGAGCCUGCUGUUGGGGCAGCAUGGUUAGCUUGGAAUUUUUUCAUGAAAGAAUAUAACAAGGAAUUAUGCAGCCGCUGACAAUUCAUGAUGGAGUGGAAUAAAAGAGAAAAAUAUUGAUAAAAAAGAAAGGAAGUGAAAAAUCCAAUUCUUGGCUGUAAAGUAAAAUCAAUAUGCCAUAUAGUUUAUGUACAUUCAAAGUUUAUAUUUUAUUAGCAAAUGGUACAUUGGUAGGAUUUAGUUCCUCCCUGUCCUUGCCAAGUGAGGCACAGUUUCUCAAAUUAUUUUUCUUUGUGAACUUGUGAUCAUACCUUAAACCCUUGCUUGUGUAAAUAGUUACCAGAGGUGUAAGUGUAACCAUCCGAGAGUUGUCUUUAUUGUCACAUAAAUUACUAUUGGUUUUUACUAUCAUUAACUGAUUAGCAAAUUAAUUUGUACUUA